Molecule: messenger RNA, 1973 nt
Organism: Trichogramma pretiosum
Lineage: Eukaryota; Metazoa; Arthropoda; Insecta; Hymenoptera; Trichogrammatidae
Gene: CNBP
Product: CCHC-type zinc finger protein CG3800
Exons: 3
Coding region: 288-764 (158 amino acids)
Molecular function (GO): nucleic acid binding; zinc ion binding
Source: RefSeq, a predicted model, not a curated record
UUUAGCAGCGAGGCCGAGGCAAGCAGCAGGUACGCCAAGCGUAGCCGCCGUCUUUCGUGUGUGGUGUGUGGCGGAGUACGGGCACACAAUUUUUGUGGCCCCAAAGGAAGCGAGAGACGAGAGGCAGAGAGUAGAAGUAGUUGGGAAGAGUAGUUGGGAGAGGAGAGUUUUUGAGUAGAGAAGAAUAAUUUUUCCAUCCAUUCCGAGCCCCAGUUCGAUCGUUUCGACAAUCUUCGUCGCAACAACCUCUUUUCUGUCUGUGGAAUCCGAAAGAGAAAUCUUAAAAAAUGAGUUCAAGCGCUUGCUACAAGUGUAAUAGGAUGGGCCAUUUCGCCCGCGAGUGCCCCCAGGGUGGCGGUGGUGGUGGCGGCGGCGGCGGUCGCGGUGGACGCGGUGACCGUGGCGACGGCGGUUUCGGCCGCGGCCGCGAGAAGUGCUUCAAAUGCAACCAGUACGGCCACUUCGCUCGCGACUGCAAGGAGGAUCAGGACUUAUGCUACCGAUGCAGUGGUGUCGGCCACAUUGCAAAGGACUGUCAGCAGGGACCCGAGAUGUCAUGCUACAACUGCAAUAAGACCGGCCACAUUGCCCGUAGCUGUCCGGAAAAUAACGACUCCGGACGUUUCUCCAUGCAGAGCUGUUACACUUGUAACAAAACCGGCCACAUUGCGCGCAACUGCCCAGAAGGUGGCGGCAAGACCUGCUACAUCUGCCACAAACCCGGCCACAUCAGCCGAGAGUGCGAUCAAGAUGACAGAAAGUAGAGAGUAUCAUCGUCAGUUCUCUCUCUUAAAUUACUAACCCCUAUCCCUUCUAUAAAAUUAAUUACUAACCCUGAAAAAAAAAAAAUGCAUUCGGGCAUCAUAACGACGAUAAAAGAAAAAUAAAAAAAAAAGAUUAAAUUGAUUUAACUUGUAAUCAUAAUUAGGAAUCAACAGCCAUUAGAUUAUUUAAAUUACCAAAACAAAAACUCAUGUACGUCUGCUAAUCUGACAAGCAAGAAAUCUUUCUCAAUCACGUUGUUGCAGGCAUGCAUGUUUUGCUUUAAUCGGUAAAUAGUUCUCAACUCAUGUUGCGAAUCACUUACCGAUACACUAAUUUUUAUCUUUUGUCACUUCAAUUUUUUGUAUUUGAAAUUAAACGAAUUCAAAAUUCGAAAAACCGACCCAUGCGUGUGAGCAUACUUUUUUUUGCAAACCCAAGUGCAUAAACUUAUUUUUUUCGUUUGCACUUGAUACUUUCAACCCUUGCACCUAUACUUUAGUUUCAAAAUUUCAAAUUGUGUGAGUUCGUAAUGAUAAGAAGUUUGAUACAAGGAGUGACUAAUUCUAACUAAGCGUGAUCACUCUUACGAGUGAUCAUUUUGUGGAAUUGUUUAAGGGCUAUUAUAGUCAUUGGUUCAGACUUAGUCACGUGGACCAGCUUCCUUAGUUCGCUUAAGCAAAUGGUUGGAAAAUGAAUAAUGUAAUGUAAGCAUGUAAAAGCUAAGUGUACAAGCUGUGAAAUUAUUAAGUCACGAUGCUUGUAUGCUAAAACUAUUAAUGAUGUAAUGACGUAAAGUACGACUUGUAGCGCGAAAAAAAUGGAAGAAGUCCAUUUCUCUUAUUGCUCUCCUUUUACACCAGGUUCUGACCUCUUUUAUUUAACGUAUGUUUUUUUAACAAGCUAAUGUGAAUUUUUUUUAAUUUAAAGCGAAGGAAAUAUGUACAUCUUUAUGAGAGUGUUGCAAGAUGUUGUGAAGUAUUGUGCUUAAACUUGCGAUAAUAGUCGCGAUAAUAUAAUAACGAGUAUGAGUUGUAAUGAAAAGCAAAAAUAAUGCGAUGGACGACAGCAGAACAUUGGGCUUCUAAAAGCACGCCACUUACGAAUCUAUGUAUAACUUAGUCGUUUAAGUCGUUUAUCCAUUUAAUGAAUAUGGAUUUCGUUUUAUUUCUUUUUUUGUUGAAAUAUAAAAACACUUUUUUACUACAAAA